AUGGCAUCAUUAGUAAGUCGUGGUUUAGCACAAUUGAAAAGCAAGGAAAUGCGUGAUUAUUUAAUGAGCACGGUAAGAAAAAAAAAAACAUUUAAAAAAAUAGAAAAUGAAUUAAUUUGUCUUUUUUCUUUUGCUAAUUGGGGUUUACCAUUGGCAGCUAUUGCUGAUUUAAAGAAAGAUCCAGAAAUUAUUAGUCCAAAAAUGACCGUUGCAUUAUGCUUUUAUUCAAUGUUAUUUAUGCGUUUUGCUCUUCAAGUGAAACCAAAAAAUCGACUUUUGUUUGCUUGUCAUUUUGCUAAUGAAUGUGCUCAAUUAGUACAAUUAGCAAGAUUUAUUAACUACACAUAUGGUACACAACAACCAAUGAAACAAUAUGAAAUUCCAUCGACUGUCAUCACCAGCAACGAAUAA
Molecule: messenger RNA, 411 nt
Organism: Rotaria sp. Silwood2
Lineage: Eukaryota; Metazoa; Rotifera; Eurotatoria; Philodinida; Philodinidae
Source: the annotation of a GenBank genome assembly